Trichomycterus rosablanca is the source of this 2113-nucleotide messenger RNA. RefSeq names its product bromodomain containing 7 (gene brd7). Gene Ontology annotation, cellular component: nucleus. Lineage: Eukaryota; Metazoa; Chordata; Actinopteri; Siluriformes; Trichomycteridae. The transcript is spliced from 17 exons. Gene Ontology annotation, biological process: regulation of transcription by RNA polymerase II. Bases 70 to 2034 code for a protein of 654 amino acids. The record is from RefSeq and is a predicted model, not a curated record.
UCCAGCCCCUCUGUAAGCAACACUAACAAAGAACUGAGUUCUUUACUGCUUUACUCAGCAUCUCUAUAAAUGAUGGGGAAGAAACACAAGAAACACAGAUCAGAUAAACCAGCUCAGGAUGGAGAAUGUGCAGAAAGGCCACUUAAGCUGGUUUUAAAGGUGGCGGGUAACGAGGUCAGCACCGGACGUGCAAGUAUCAAACCGGUCCUCAACAAUCAGGUGGAGUCUGACAAACACAAGGACAAAAAGAAGAAGAAGAAAAAGAAGGACGGAAAGGACAAGGAAACCUCUCCUGGUUCACCGGUGGACGACCAAAAGAAAAAAAAGAUGCCAAAAAAGAGAAAAGCCAACGAUUCAUUGGAUCUGGAUUGUGAUGAGCGGAGCAGGACUCCAGCCCGGUCAGAUGUAUCGCAGGAUAAACCGCUCACGCCCUCGCAGGCUAAAAUGGAUGAUAAAAACCAGACUCCACUACAGGAAGCUCUGAACCAGCUGAUCAGGCAGUUGCAGAGGAAAGACCCAAAUGCGUUCUUUUCGUUCCCUGUAACGGACCUGAUCGCUCCAGGCUACACACUGGUCAUAAAGAGGCCCAUGGAUUUUAGCACCAUGAAGGAGAAGGUGAAGAGAGAGUACUACAACACCCUUGAUGAGCUGAAGCUCGAUUUUAAAACCAUGUGUGAGAAUGCCACGGUUUAUAACAAGCCAGAAACUAUUUACCACAAGGCUGCAAAGAAGCUCCUCCACUCCGGCAUGAAGAUCCUAAGCCCAGAGAGGCUGCAGAGCUUGAAACAAAGUAUUGAGUUCAUGGCAAACCUGAAAACAGGCAGAGGAGGGGAGGACGGAGAUGACGGAUCAUUGAGUGAGCACAGGCUCGGGUUAUCUCCCAUGUAUAUCAGCGAUAACUCACAAUCACCUAGAGCGGCCCAUCGAGACACGCCCAGUAAAGAUUCCAAAGAUGAUGCUCAGAGGAGUGCGGUUAAGGCAGUGAAAGAUUUGAAGGAAAUUAAAAAGCUCAUAGAGGAAUCGGGAGGUAAACUCUCCAACAGGAGCCUGCAGUGUGAGAUGGAGUUUGAGCGGAGGAAGACUGAUGGCUCAACCACGCUGGGAAUCCUGAACCCUGCUGAUUUACAGGCUGGUGAUCCAGGGUACUGCCCAGUAAAGCUGGGAAUGAUGGGAGGUCGUCUACAGACUGGUGUGAACAUCUUACAGGGUUUUAAGGAGGACAAGAGGAACAGAGUUACUCCAGUGUUGUAUAUGAACUAUGGACCAUACACUUCAUACGCCCCUUCAUACGAUUCCACCUUUGCCAACGUCAGUAAGGAGGAGUCGGAUCUGAUCUACUGCUGUUACGGAGACGAGUCCAGCCUGCAGAGCUCUGAGAGCAGCAUUUCAGAUUUCCUGGCCAAGUCAGAAGAGCACAUGAACAGAUUAGCGGACAAUGUUUUGGACGCACUGACCAAUGGAGAGCACUCCAGAAACCUAAAGACUGAGGCCAAUGGCCAGGACGGGGAGGAGGUGACGGAGAAACCAGACAGUGCCGAUGAUGAGGUGGUCAGACCUGAAGUAAACACUGCGAACAACGUGACUGUUCUGAGUUCAGUUGUGAGCGUAGGGUUGGGGCUCGACCUUCCGGCCGAUAGCUUUGACUCCGAGGAAGCAGAGAAGUUCCAGAAGAAGCUGGAUGAAACAACACAGUUGCUCUGGGAUCUGCAGGAGGCUCAAAGGGAGAGACUUAGCACCAAACAGCCUCCCAACAUCAUCUGCCUGAUUGCACCUACUACUAAAGAGUUACAGCUAGCGGAAAAAGUGACUGAAAAUUUGGCCCAGCUGACGGGUCAGGUGACUCCUGCUGAUGUGAGCUGUUUGUAUGGAAUAAGGAAGGCCAUGGGCAUCUCACUUCCUGCUGAACAGGCCGAGGACGCACUCAUACACCUGACCGCAGUGGGAGCAGAUCAGAUGGACGUUGUGUGUACGGACGCAGAUGAUGUUCCGGCCAUCAUGGCCAGUUCAGACGAUGUUCCAGCCAUUGCAGUGUAACUGUGAUCUGUCAUUGCUCUACUGAUGGUUCUUUUCUUCCGUGUUUGUACUUUUUGAAUAAUAAACAGCUUUUUCCCCA